CAGGUAACAGGAAAAAAAGCAGUAAGGCGAGGAGAGGAAAAAAAAAAAAACUCCAGGGCUUGUUAUGGAGUUCGUGUGAACGAAACGCGGAUUUCCACCCUUCUUUACCAGUUAAACCAGUAUCUCUGGAUAGAGCACACUCAAGUACUUCAACAGUUUUUACCCUUGUGGUCCCUGAUGGCUUCGCACAGUGAUACUCUGGUGGUGUUCUUUGGGGCAACAGCUGGUGCAAAUGGGGGUAAACUGGGUUCGGAUGAGAGGGAAAUAAUUCUCUUGGUGUGGCAAAUUGUGGAUCUACAUGAGAAAAAGGUGGGGAAGCUUCAGAGGUGUCUUGUCAAACCAGACACUUUGGAGCUGACAGACCAAUGUAAAGAAGAGACAGGACUGACUGUGGACGACAUUAUCAAGGCUGAGCCCCUGGAUAAAGUUCUGCAACAGUUUCAGCAGUCGGUGUCAUCAGAACUGAAAAGUCUCGGCAGAAGCUCUUACACACUUUGCGUCCACAGCCCUUUGGUCAUCCGACAAGCCCUCCACCCAGAAGCCUCCAAAAAGAAUCUUGUCCUUCCUGAAUGUUUCUUUUCAUUUGUGGACGUGAAGAAAGAGUUUCACAAAUGCUGCCCCAGCGCUGGACCAGUGGCGAAGCUCACACUUGCCUCCAUGUUGGAAUAUGUGGGUCUCCCUGCUGUAUCAGAGCAGAUGUUUGGAGUGAGGGAGGUGAGGAGCAUGGUGCAGCUGACACUCUGCAUCCUGGCUGAGCCCCACAAUCACAAGUUCUCCUGUGUAGAAACUGUGAAGUACAAGUUUGAUUCUGGCACGUGUAGUAAGACGGAACCAGUGGACAGUGAGACCGUGAUCAGAGCUCGAGGGCUCCCAUGGCAGUCAUCAGACCAAGAUAUUGCUCGCUUUUUUAAAGGCCUCAGUAUAGCAAAAGGUGGUGUGGCAUUGUGUCUUAACGCUCAGGGCAGGAGGAAUGGCGAGGCUUUAGUUCGUUUCAUCAACUCUGAACACAGAGAUCUGGCCCUGGAGCGUCACAAGCACCACAUGGGCAGCCGCUACAUUGAGGUGUACAAAGCAACAGGAGAGGAAUUCCUCAAGAUCGCUGGAGGUACAUCUAAUGAGGUGGCCCAGUUCCUGUCCAAAGAGAACCAGGUGAUUAUCCGAAUGCGGGGGUUGCCAUUCACCGCCACACCCCAGGAAGUGCUAGCCUUUCUUGGUCCAGAGAGCCCAGUUACAGACGGCACUGAGGGUCUGCUGUUUGUCAAGUAUCCUGACGGGCGGCCCACCGGUGAUGCCUUUGUGCUUUUCUCCUGUGAAGAGUACGCACAAAACGCCCUGAAGAAGCACAAGCAGAUCCUUGGGAAACGGUACAUCGAACUGUUUCGGAGCACUGCUGCUGAGGUCCAACAGGUGCUGAACCGCUACAUGUCCACACCUCUGAUCUCCACACUGCCCCCCUCACCCAUCGUUCCAGUACCGGUCCUUGCCACGCCUCCCUUCCUCCCAGCAGCCAGCAGCACACGUGACUGCGUCCGUCUCCGCGGCCUACCAUACACUGCUGGAAUCGAAGACAUUCUGGAGUUUAUGGGCGAGCACACAGUUGACAUCAAACCUCAUGGAGUCCACAUGGUCCUCAACCAACAGGGCAGACCCUCAGGCGACGCUUUCAUCCAAAUGAAGUCCCCAGAGAAGGCAUUUAUGGUGGCCCAAAAGUGCCAUAAAAAGACGAUGAAGGACCGUUACGUGGAGGUGUUUCAGUGCUCCACAGAAGAGAUGAGCAUUGUGCUGAUGGGAGGAACUCUGAACCGCAGUGGCCUCUCGCCUCCACCCUGCAAGCUUCCCUGUCUGUCUCCCCCUACAGCCUACGCUGCCUUCCCCACCCCUCCUGCCAUCCUCUCUGAGGCUGCUCUCUACCAGACCCCCCUGCUGACAGCUCCCAGACCGGCUCAGACCACAGCACACAACCCAGCUCACACACUGGCCUACUACCCCCAUCAACCACACCUGUACAUGAACAUGAACAUGAACUACACAGCGUACUACCCCAGCCCUCCAGUCUCUCCCUCCACAGUUAGCUACUUCACAGCUCCUCCAGGAGCAGUGGCAGCAGUUGCAGCCCAACCUCACCACGCUGCAGCUGCUGCUUCUUCAGUACUGCCUCAGCCGGGCGCUCUGGUCAGGAUGCAGGGUCUGCCCUACAACACUGGAGUCAAGGAUAUACUGAGCUUCUUCCAGGGAUACCAGCUCCAGCCAGACGCCGUUCUCAUCUUGUACAACUUCAGUGGGCAGUGCAGCGGUGAGGCCUUGAUCACCUUCCCUAGUGAGGAGAUCGCCAGGCAGGCCGUAGCAGAGCGCUCCAACCACCCCUUCUACGGCCAGCAGGUCCACCUGGUGGUCUGUAACUGACCUCAAGCCCAUCCUCCUUUAACUUCCUGUUGGAGAACACAUGUCCUUGCAGCAGCAGUUUUACCAUACAGUUACAUUUAAACAGCCAAUCCCCUUUUCCAUCAUUGACCAUUUGUCAAAACAUUUGACCCUGCUGGCCCUGACACUCCUGAAGCCGCUUUCAGAGUUACGAGAUCUACUGGUGAAGUCCUAAAAGCUUCAUGCCACUCUGGAUGUCAAACUCGAGCAUUUUUUGUGCAGAUGAGAUGAUGUGAAGCUUGGACAACCUAUAUCAGCGGCUCUGCACAGCCAAAUCUGCAUGUAUAUUUAUAUCCUCUUUGUAUGAAUGUGAACAGAUGUUCUUCCUGAAAUGCUUGAGGCUAUACAGACCACUUCUGCAUUUCCAUCUUUCUGUAUAUUUCUGAAUUUUCACUCUUGACUACUACAAGAUUUAGACUUUUUCAGAAUUUAUGAUCCUUUGUGUUACCUCUAUGCAAAGACAGAUGUGUGUGAACGUGCAUGCACAUUGUUUAAGUUAUAACCCUUCAGCAGUGUGGUGGUGCCAUUUAGAAAAGGGAGGGGAGAGAUAUCAAAACUGACUCAGCAGAGAAAAUGUCACACUGCACUUGCCUCGACUGUCAUGGAUUAAUUUGACUAUGCUACUGAAACAACUAAUUUGUAACUUUAUAUAUUUGAGCUGAACAGAAACAUUUGUGUGAGUAGAUGUACCUUUUUCAAGCACUAGGUUAAUUUUCUCCAUUAGAGUAGACAGAGUUAAAUAGAAAACCUUUAGAGAUGAUUCAGUUAUGUGAUGUAUAAAGACUCAGGUGUAUCCUAUAAUUAUUGACCUUUCCUUUUUGUCUCCAUCUAUUUAUAACAAUUAGUCUGUAGCAUGCUUUAAUUCCUGCUGAAGACCAAGUAAAAACUAUAAAUGUGUAAUAACUGCAUGAGUUUUUUCCCCUCUUUGACAGGCCUGCUGACAGCUGUUGUAGUUUUUUCACUCUUUACUGUGCCUACAUUACCCAGAGUGCAAUACUGGCCAAAAACAUAAAAUGAGGCUGUGUCAACCUCUGGUGGCAGAGGAGAUACUUGUUCCUUUUGUUGCAAGUUUGAGACUUGUAUGAAUUUUGAUCUGUGUAUAAAACUGUAAACAAUAAAGAUGUUGACAAUGA
Cheilinus undulatus (humphead wrasse) is the source of this 3554-nucleotide messenger RNA. RefSeq names its product epithelial splicing regulatory protein 2 (gene esrp2). Gene Ontology annotation, molecular function: mRNA binding. Bases 178 to 2403 code for a protein of 741 amino acids. The record is from RefSeq and is a predicted model, not a curated record. The transcript is spliced from 16 exons. Gene Ontology annotation, biological process: regulation of RNA splicing. Gene Ontology annotation, cellular component: ribonucleoprotein complex; nucleoplasm. NCBI's taxonomy places the organism in Eukaryota, Metazoa, Chordata, Actinopteri, Labriformes, Labridae.